AUGAAAUCGCUGACCGAUUUAUUCGGUUGCUUCAAACGGAAUCCGAGGCGAGGAGAUGAAGCAGCUUCGGCUAAUCAAUCCACAAGUGACAGCCCGCCUAUGGGGGCAGUGGCAAGUGGAAUGCCUCCGCCGAAGCGUCGUGCUCCGACGGAAACAAAAACACCACCAGGUGAAAGAAAUGUUGAUGACACUGGAAUUCCAUUGAAGGAAGCGUUGAAGCAGGCGAAUGAUGCUAAAUUCGCAGUUUUCUGUUCUGGAAACAACGAAGAAGAGGAAAAGCAAAUUUCGGAAAUCGAGUCUAUUCUAAAAACUUUGAAAGAUCCACCAGAGACUGAAAAACCUCUCGAAAUUCCUGAAAUUCAAAGAAUCCAAGUCAGCUCAUCGUCUAAAAAAGCAAUCCAAUAUCUGACUUUGCACGAUUCCUGGCCACUAAUCUACAUCAAAGGAAAUGCAGUUGGAGGACUCAAGGAGCUGAAGGCGUUGAAGCAAGACUAUUUGAAAGAGUGGCUUCGUGAUCAUACGUACGAUUUAAUUGUAAUUGGAGGAGGAUCGGGUGGUCUAGCAGCAGCCAAAGAAGCAGCAAGACUCGGUAAAAAAGUUGCUUGUCUGGAUUUUGUGAAGCCUUCACCACAAGGAACAACUUGGGGACUCGGAGGAACUUGUGUAAAUGUCGGAUGUAUUCCAAAGAAGUUGAUGCAUCAAGCAAGUUUAUUGGGUCACUCGAUUCAUGACGCUAAAAAGUUCGGAUGGAAGUUGCCAGAAGGAAAAAUCGAACAUCAAUGGGGACAUAUGCGUGACUCUGUACAAGACCAUAUCGCUUCUUUGAAUUGGGGAUAUCGAGUUCAGCUAAGAGAGAAGACGGUCACUUAUAUCAAUUCCUAUGGAGAGUUCACCGGACCAUUCGAAAUUUCUGCAACCAAUAAAAAGAAGAAAGUCGAAAAACUUACUGCCGAUCGCUUCUUAAUUGCUACUGGUCUCCGCCCCAAGUAUCCAGAUUAUCCAGGUGUGAAAGAGUACACGAUCACUAGUGACGAUUUGUUCCAACUUCCGUAUUCUCCUGGAAAAACACUUUGCGUUGGAGCAUCGUACGUUUCACUGGAAUGUGCCGGAUUUCUGCAUGGUCUAGGAUUUGAUGUCACUGUAAUGGUACGUUCGAUUCUUCUCCGUGGUUUCGAUCAAGACAUGGCAGAACGUAUUCGCAAACAUAUGAUCGCCUAUGGUAUCAAGUUUGAAUCUGGGGUUCCGACGAGAAUCGAGCAAAUCGAAGAAAAGACCGACGAGAAGGCGGGAAGAUAUCGCGUAUUUUGGCCGAAGAAGAACGAAGAAACUGGUGAAGAGACCGAAGUAUCGGAAGAAUACAACACGAUUCUGUAUGCGAUCGGAAGAGAAGCUGUGACGGAUGAAGUGGGACUUGAUAGCAUUGGAGUAGAGAGAGCAAAAAGCAAAAAGGUUGUUGGAAGACGUGAACAGGCGACGACGAUUCCAUGGGUUUAUGCAAUCGGUGAUGUGUUGGAGGGGACUCCGGAAUUGACACCAGUCGCAAUUCAAGCUGGAAGAGUUUUGAUGAGACGUAUUUUUGAAGGAGUCAAUGAAUUGACAGAAUACGAACAAAUCCCAACAACUGUCUUCACUCCACUCGAAUACGGAUGUUGUGGCCUUGCCGAAGAAGAUGCGAUCAAGAAGUACGGAAAGGAAAACAUCAUCAUCUAUCACAACGUGUUCAAUCCACUCGAGUACACGAUUCCCGAACGAAUGGACAAAGAUCACUGCUAUCUGAAACUGAUCUGUUUGAGAAACGAAGAAGAAAAAGUCGUCGGCUUUCAUAUUCUGACUCCAAAUGCAGGAGAAGUCACUCAAGGAUUUGGAAUUGCUCUGAAGUUGGCAGCGAAGAAGGCUGACUUCGAUCGUCUCAUUGGAAUUCAUCCAACUGUCGCAGAGAGUUUCACGACGUUGACAUUGGAGAAAAAGGAUGGAGACGAGGAGCUACAAGCAUCGGGUUGCUGA
Caenorhabditis briggsae is the source of this 2004-nucleotide messenger RNA. It is a transcript of the gene Cbr-trxr-1, whose product is annotated as Protein CBR-TRXR-1. Gene Ontology annotation, biological process: cell redox homeostasis; glutathione metabolic process; cellular response to oxidative stress. The transcript is spliced from 6 exons. Gene Ontology annotation, molecular function: thioredoxin-disulfide reductase (NADPH) activity; glutathione-disulfide reductase (NADPH) activity; flavin adenine dinucleotide binding. The record is from RefSeq and is a predicted model, not a curated record. Lineage: Eukaryota; Metazoa; Nematoda; Chromadorea; Rhabditida; Rhabditidae. Bases 1 to 2004 code for a protein of 667 amino acids. Gene Ontology annotation, cellular component: cytosol; mitochondrion.